Camellia sinensis is the source of this 2215-nucleotide messenger RNA. RefSeq names its product salt tolerance receptor-like cytoplasmic kinase 1. Gene Ontology annotation, molecular function: protein kinase activity; ATP binding. The record is from RefSeq and is a predicted model, not a curated record. Gene Ontology annotation, biological process: protein phosphorylation. Lineage: Eukaryota; Viridiplantae; Streptophyta; Magnoliopsida; Ericales; Theaceae.
UUCUUCUAUGAACUGAUCGUCACUGACGAAGACGAAACCGAUAAAUUUGAGAUCCUUAGUAGUAGUAAAAAACAAAGUUACGACGAUCUUUCCAAAGCAACGUUAUAUACUAUGGAGUUGAAACGACAAACACAACGAAUAUCCUUUAAAAUCAAUCACAUAUCAGAGAAAAAAUCAAAUCAAUCAUCGAAAGCUAGAGCUCACAACAAUGUCAAUGAAUGUUACAGAGAGAGAGGGUAGAGAGAGCGUGAUUGUUGUGUUGGUUGGAACUAGGGUUUCCACGGAGAAGAGUGGAGUGGCGGCGCUCAGGUGCGCUCUGCGUGACGUUGUACGGACGAACGAUGAAGUUUUGGUUCUGAUUAUGAUGGAUUCGGAGGGGGAUGCAUCGACGCCGUUGAAUGCCGCAGGUGGUUGUUGUUGUAUGGGAGAUGAAUGGUCUGAUCAAUCUAUAUGUGAGGAAAGCGAUUCGUAUAUCAAUUUUGUACAUGAAGAGAUCAAUCAGAGAAAGGAAUUUUACAGGCAGAUCUUUAGACCUUAUUAUGAUAGAUGCAAAAGCAUUGGAGUUAAGUUUCAGAUGAAGAUAGCCACCGGCUUCGAACCACAGGCCUUGGUAGUGGAAGAGGCAAACAACAUCGAUGCCACUUGGAUAGUCAUGGACAGGUUCUUUUCUAGGGACCAAACUUUCCCAUUGAAUGGAACCCAUUGCAAUGUGGCUUUGGUGAGUGGUGAUGACGACAUUAUUACACACAAGAAUUUGCCUCUCCAUGGAGCUGAAACUUCAGUAGUUCAAGAGCUAAACCCCAAUCCAAAAGCUUCAAAGCCAGACAAGGGAUUAGUCUUACAAGAGAAGUCAAACACAAAUUAUCCCUUGCCUGUUUCUCAAAUCGAAUAUAGACACUAUUUUCCUUCUCUUGCUAGUAUGAUCACAGAAGUUGAAUCGUCAUCAAACAAAAGCAUUAGUCCAAGAAAGGUGGAGUUGCCCGGGAAAGGCUCUGUUUCGGAUGAUGAUAAUAUGUCCUCCAGUGGAUUUUCUAAAGUCAAUCUCGUGGUGAGAAUGCCAUUGCAACUAAGCUGGGCUGAGGUUGAAGAAAUAACAGGUGGGUUCACAAGAAUGACUUGCGUGGAUGAGAAUGACAGUUGCAAGUCAUAUUGUGGGUAUUUAAGUGAUCAUCACUGCAGAGUUCUGGUUAAAAGAUUCACCAGACAAUUUGACUACAAUGUCGAAGCUGAAAAGAAAGCAGCCUUGACUCUGCAUCACAAAAAUAUACAGGGGUUGAUUGGUUACCACAAGAGCGAAAGUGCUACAGUAGUUGUCUAUCCUUUUACCAGAAGAUGGAUACUGGACAGAUUUAUCCAUGGAUCAAAGGGAAAGCAGGUCAAAUUGACAUUUCAAGAAAAAAUAAAGAUAGCAAUAGGAAUUGGUCAAGGUAUUCGAUACAUGCACGAAGGAUGUCCUCGGGGCCCUAUUGUUCAUGGUGACUUGCGGCCAUGCAAUAUUUUCCUGAAUUUUGACUUAGAGCCACUGAUCUUUGGAUUUGGGAAAUCUACAUGGCUGCAGCUAAAACAAGCCUUACCAAUUUCUAGUAACAGGUUAUGGCACAAGGAUCCUUCAGAUCCUGAAUCCUUGGCUCUGGUAAAAUCCGACAUCUUUCACUUUGGAAUUCUGCUCUUAAGGUUGUUUUGUAGAAGAUCUGCCCCGAAGGAUGACAAAAAAUUUUUUGAUUGGGUCCGACCAUUGUUGGUAAAAGGAGCAUACCAUGAGUUGCUGGACGAAGGCAUGGAGUACCUGGACAUGUAUGGAAUAUAUAUGGUGAUGUGUGUUGCUGCUCAGUGCAUAAAGACUAAUCCGGUUUCAAGACCUAGUAUAAGCGAGGUAAUUUCACUUCUUCAGGGAGAAACUUCAUGUGCUGUGGAAUUAUCCCCAUUGUCUGAUUUUAGCCCAAAUAUGGACUUGAGCAGGUGCCUCAGUUAGUCGAUUUCUGUGCAAUUUAUGCUCUCAGGGAUGCCAUUUUCAGCUUGGCCUAGGUACCAAAAUAAGAUGUGCAAAAAUUAAUGUCAACCGGAGUUGGCAAGUGGUUUGUAAAAUUUAUGAAAAAUGUAUAGAAGAAUAGAAGCUAUUUGGGUUCUGUAAUUCUUUGACUGGCUAGCCAGAACAAACAUUUUUAAACAAAAGUGUAACCAUUUAAUAGCUUUGCUUAAUAUUCUCUAAAAACUA